GAUAUAAUCCACCUGGCUUUGUUCCCAGCGGUGGGCAAUUUCUUGAAACAAGUGAGAGCUUUAUAUUUUCUUUUGAAAAUGAUAAAGAUACUACUAGUAUGAAAAUAAGUCGCGUAGUUCGUACUAAUUAUGCAAUGUGGGAACAAAAUGGUAAUGGAUUCAAUUUUGGCAGCACUUUUUAUAUGUUAAAUCAAUCUAUUUAUUUGAACUAUAAUGAUCGUUAUGAUGGUAAUAUUGUUGCAAAUUCAAGUUUCAAUUCUAAUUUUGUUCCAUCUCUUAUUGAAGUUUUUAAAGUUAUAUCAAAUUUUCAAAACAUUCGAACUCAAGCUAAUAUGCUUGUUGCACAACAUCAAGAUGAUUUUGUUGAUAUGUUUUUAACCAAUGAUGAAUGGGUAAAUAUAAAUGAAUUGAUCACCUAUCAACAUUUGGAAUAUGAAAUUACUAAUAGCACAACACAAUACAUGUUUGCUGAUUCAAUUCAUCAUAAAUUUAGCGAUUAUUAUUUAAUUAUUAGUAAUAUCACCAAAAUUGCAACGAUAUUAGAUCCUCGCGUCAAGUGUUCAAUUUUUGCAAUUGGUGAUGGAACUAAUAAUGUUAUAUCGCAAAUACGAAAUAAUAUAUAG
Messenger RNA from Funneliformis caledonium, 623 nucleotides. Lineage: Eukaryota; Fungi; Glomeromycota; Glomeromycetes; Glomerales; Glomeraceae. The record is from the annotation of a GenBank genome assembly.